Molecule: messenger RNA, 207 nt
Organism: Penicillium nucicola
Lineage: Eukaryota; Fungi; Ascomycota; Eurotiomycetes; Eurotiales; Aspergillaceae
Exons: 1
Coding region: 1-207 (68 amino acids)
Source: RefSeq, a predicted model, not a curated record
AUGAAAUCAUUCGACGAACCUGGAGAGAAAUUGGAUGUGAAUGGAGAAGAGGCAGGUGUGACGACGAAGAUGAAGAUGAAGAUGAAGAUAGAGGAUGAUCUGCGGAGUCGGGCCGCUAAAGUGACGUUCGCCCGGGGUCGACUGGGUAUUUAUACUGGGAUCGUCGAGCAAGUCGGAGCAGUCAAUUUCUAUGGACGUGUCAUGUGA